Messenger RNA from Prorocentrum cordatum, 2850 nucleotides. Lineage: Eukaryota; Dinophyceae; Prorocentrales; Prorocentraceae. The record is from the annotation of a GenBank genome assembly.
AUGGGCAAGAGGGCAGCUGGCUUGGCGACCGCGUCGCCUGCGAAGAAGGCGGCGGCGGCCUCACCAGCCGCUGCGGCCUCUCCAGCCGCUGCCUCUGGCGCGUCACCAGCCGCAGCCGCUGCGGCUUCUCCAGCCGCUGCCUCUGGCGCGUCACCAGCCGCUGCGGCCUCACCAGCCGAUGCCUCUGGCGCGUCGCCCGCCGCUGGCUCUGGCGCGCCGCCAGCCGUCGCCUUUGGCGCGCCGCCUGCCCCGCUGCGCAUCAAUCAGCUCCUCGAGAUGGAAAGCGCGUCGACGCAGCAAUGCGCUCUCAAUGGCUGGGUGCGCCAAGUGAAGGGCUACGUCGACCAGGCUUUGGUCAUCUUCCUGGAGCUUCGCAAGUGUUCUUUGAUUGCGCCGUUGGCCAUCACUGAUGCUGCCUCUGGCGCUAACCUCGCUUCGUUUCGCGAGGUCAUGGACUUCGACAACCUGGUUGCGAGCUUCUCCCGCACCAAGGAGUACGAGGCAGCGGGGGCGGCGUGGUUGUUGGACCCGGUUUGCGCGGACAUCGACGAGGUCACCGUCAGUCAGCUCGAGGGUGCCAUGGGCAUGUGGUCGGAGGAGACGUUCCUCCUCUCCUCCAAGCACGCGCCCUCGCGGCGCCUGACCUUCGACGCGCCUCUCCCCGCCUCGGUGGUCGACGCCCAUGUCGCCCAGCGCCUUGAGCCCGGCAAGCCUGGAGUUUGCUUGACAGAGCCUCUGGCCAUGAUCGCGGGCCGCGCGGUGGUGAUCACGUGGUAUUCUGCCAUGGGCGAGGCGCUCAAGGAGGCCAACGAGGACCGCGCGUGGCAUCUGUUCAAUGCCGCGUUGCCCGUCCCCAUCAGGAUGCGCGCGCUGCCCGAUGCGGUCGCGGCCCACUUGGCGGCCCUGAGUUUUGGAGAGAAGAUGUUCACUGCGAGCGCUGCCUCUGGCGCAGAUAGCUUCUGGCGGCUCGCAGAAAAAGCGCGCCGCUUGACAAACGUGCGCGCCAGUCUCGACAGAGCGGAAGCAGCGACGAGGCUGGAGGUCGCGCUGAAGGCCUACGGCCUCCAGUUCAAAGGGAAACCGUGCACCAGCGCAACUGCCGCGGCGCUGAAAGGUUUGCACACUUUCAUCCUCGACAGCGCCUGCUCUUCGGCUUUCUCGCUGGCCGAAGCAUAUAUCCCAGGGCUUCGCGACCCUGCGCUUCUCAUGAAGAUCGGCUUCGCAUGCUCCAAUAGGGCUGUCUCUGACGACAAGGCCAGGGAAUUGUUCGUUUUCAUCCUGGACACUUUCCGCGUGGCUCGCCUGGCGGGCGACGUCCCGAAGGGCAAGAAACUGGCCGUGAGCCGGGUCUGCGGGCCUCAUUGUAAAUCGCCAGGGAUGGUCCACGCGGUCUUCAAGAAACAGGAGCUCGUCGAGUACAUUUUCCACGAGGCCUCUCUCAUGCACAAGGAACAUGAGCGCGAAAUGGCCGCAUUCAAAACACCUCUCCGCAUCCUCCAGCGGUUCGCUGCCUCUGGCGCGGGUGGGCUCGUGGCUUCGCACCGCGUGUCCGACCCAGGCGGCGGCGCCGACGGGGUGGAACAAUUGUUCGCGCUCCCCGUGGCUGAGUAUCGGACUUCCGUGGAUUGCAAGUCGAAGGCGAUGAUCGACGUCGCGCGGCUUCUGUGGUCGGGCGCUUUCGACGAAGAAAUCGCCGAGCUUGCCAGGCAGGAGAUGCAGAACAGCGCGCCUGCGUUCGUCUGGCACACGUGCCUCACCAAGACCAGCCGGGACGUGGGUGUCAAGUACCGCGCUUUCGUGACCGCCUGCGCGGGCGGGCCGACCCCCUCCGACCCCGACCUGGAUGCAAAUCUCGGCUUGUUGGGGUAUUCAGCGGAGCAGAUGCAGAGCGUGUGGGAUGCGCUCAGCUUGGGGCACCGCUUCGCGAGGAAGACAACCGACGUUCGCGCGUUCGUCCUCUCAGCGGAGCUCUUCCCGCCCAAAGUCGUCAAGGAAGGCGUCAAGGCGAGGCUCUGCGAGGAGUUGCCGUGCGACGAGGCGAAGUUCAAGCGAGUCCUCGAGUUCUUCUUGCAGAAGAGGCAGAAUGAUGAUAUCCUCAUCUUCCUCGACGGCAGGAGCCGCGCGAAUCGGCGGGUCAUUGAGAGCCUCGAGGACAAGUUGGAGUCGGGGAGCUCCCACGCGUUCGUUGAGUGCUGGAUCGGCGCCCAGCUACACCAAGAACAACAGGGAGACGGCGAUCUUUCGAUGCCAGUCAAGGGCCCGCGGAAGGCGGUGCACCGUUCCGAGUUCAACGCGCGCGGCGAGUCUUCGACCGCAGACACGACGUGCAUUGGCGUCAGCAUGCGGCGUCUUUCCGAGCUCCCUCGCCUGAGCUACGAGGCCAAGGCGAUCAUCCUGGGAGCUGCAUCUUGCGGUAGCGUUGACGGCGCCAGCAUUCCGCGCCUGCAGGCAGUCAUCGAUUCGAAGGGCCACCCGUUCUCGUAUAACGAGGUGACGCCCAUCAGCCUAUGGCAGACGAUCAUGGGGCACCACAGUGUGACCCACAUCGUCGACUUCACUCCAGGCUCUGGCGCCUUGGCUGUUGCUGCCGCUGGAGCAAUGGAGUACGAAGGUGUCGCUUGCAACGAUAACCAUCGGGACUGGUUCGACUCCAUCGUGGACAGGUGCGUGAUGCACAAGGCGGGCCACGAGGAGGGGCGCGCGCAUCAAGUGGGCGGCGACGCCGACUUCGUCGAGAAAGCUAGCAAGUAUUUCAGCGGAACAAUGAUGGAGGCGAAACGUCUGCUGAUGCCGCUGGUCGACGAGGUCGGCGGGGGCGAGGAGGGCGAUGACGAGGAUGACGAAGAGUAG